UCACUCCUAAUCACUGUCAACUAUCAACGGCCGUGAUUGAGAGCGUCCUGCGACUACAAACAAUUGUCUCCUUUUCCUUUCAUGAGAACUUUGGAGUUGUUGUCAAACUUGGACCUUAUGAACCAACACUGGAUUUACAUUUGAAGAAAAACAAGUUAGCUUCAUGUCAGAGUAAAGUGGAAUACUUAUCAAAUCUUCACAAGGAAAUACUAAACAUCGUAAGGAAUCGCAAUAAUGUUUCUUUAUGAACUUGUCUCACACGUCAGCAUAUGUUUCGCAUCUUCAUAAACUUAAGCAUGUAACCUCUUGUUGCAUUUAGUAAGCAUAACAUGCCUCUGUUCCUUAGUAAAUGCGUUCAGAUUUCCUAAAGACUCGGAAUUUGCGUUUCUCCUCUAGUCCAGUAAAGUUCUGCAACUGGUUUUGAUUCAAAACUGAGUCUCACCUCAGUUUAAACUUAUAUCAGCCGCCCACAAGAGCUGGUCGACUUCAGUCAUGAAUGUGCCAAGGUGCUCUGGAGUUUGCGCUAUGAUGAGAGUUCUGGCUCUGUUUAUUCACGUUAUGUCAACGACAGCAAAGAGACACGUUGUAUACUGGAACUCCACAAAUACACGGUUAACAGGAGAUGAUUACUCUGUCCAGGUCAAUCUGAGUGAUUAUCUGGAUAUACUGUGUCCACACUAUCCUGCCGACCCCCCGUCUAGCGGCCCUGUGGAGACUCUGGCUCUCUACCUGGUGGCUGAGGGCCAGUUCAGGGGCUGUGUGGAGACUAAAGAGGCCAUUAAGAGAUGGGAGUGCAACCAGCCGUUCGCUCCCUAUGGCCCUGUCAGAUUCUCUGAAAAGAUCCAGCGCUUCACACCCUUCUCCCUGGGCUUUGAAUUCCUGCCCGGACGCCAUUACUACUAUAGCUCACUAUCCACAGACGACGGACCCCCCCUCCCAUGUAUGAAACUACGAGUCAAUGUGUGUUGUCCACCGACAACAGCUGAAUCAUCAAGACAAGAAGCCACAGUGAGACCGUCACACAGCAGCGCUGUCCAUCUGAUGACAGUCGGACGACUUUCUCUCCUCCUCAUCUUCCUCUUAUUGCCUUAUUUUCUCUAAUAUCCCUUUUUAAAAUGUAAAACCUAAAAACAAGUGCUCUGUUGCGGCUGAUAUUCCUCCAUAACCAGUUGCAUUACAGUAAAUGCUUGUUCUACUUCUGUGGAUUACACACACACAGAUCGACAGACUCUCUCUCUUUCUCGUACUCCUUUGCUCUGUCAUUUUUGUCACGCUAUUAAUCUCCAUCCCUCCAUUUCCUUUCUGGCAGUCUCUCUCUCUCUCUGUCCACUCUCAGUGGCUUCUUACUCCUGUCUGCUCUGAUAAAAGUUCACUCUGUAACAGAGCGACACUAAUCUACCUUCAAAGAGCUUAUCUUACUGUUCAUUUUCUUUUAAUCCAUCUGUCCUUAAGAGUCAGACAUUCCUUUACAAGCCCCUGCUCCCUCUCUGUCCUACUGUACAACAAACUGAGCCAAAGACGAGGAGGAUGAAGCUCCCGCUCCUGCGGUUUGUACUACUGAGUGGAAGAUCAGGGACAGAGUGACCAUUCAUACAUGUGAUCACUAACAUAUCCAAUGAUCAACAACUUUUUUUAUUUUUUUUUUAUUUUUUUUUUUCUCCUCUCUUUGAAAAAAGGAAUACAUUGAAACCAAAGCCAGACCACAGCAUUUAAAAAUGAUUUUGCUGUAUUGACUUUAAGCAACCUGUCAGAACUCUGGAAUAUCCUGGAAUUUUUGUUCAGCUUUAUUUGAAAUUUGGAAUUUGUGUGACUGAGUGACGGCCUGCCUGGACCACGCAGGAAGAGAAAGAACUACUUCCUGUUCAUCACUUGUGGGGCAUGAUCAGUCAUUUCCCAGUCAUUGUGUGUUUGCGUUUAAUAAGGCACUUAAUCAGGUUCAUUCAACAUCAUUAUUUGUUUGUUUUUUCACAUUAUUAUUUGGGUAUGUGAAUUAUAUGUAACGAAAGUGUUCGUUUUGUUUAACUUGAUGAGGGAAUAUGCAAAAUAUUUUUCGUGAUCCAUAUCCAUAAGCAAUCUGUUCUUUUUUUCAGAUAGCAAUUAAGCAAUCUGUUUUUUGUUUUUGUUUUGUUUUUUCAGAUAGUCUGAAAUAAUGCAUUGAUUAUAGAGAAAACAAUAUCCUUAGUGUUGUUUAAUGUCUUUUUUAACCAUUUGUUUAAUUUUUAAAAGAGGAUUUCUUAAGAUAUUUUAUUUACUGUAAAUUUGAACAUGGAAUAUUCAUAUUAUCAGGAAAAGAAAAAACAAUAUUGUUUUAAUGCUUAUAUCUAAUAUAGAUAUAAGCAUCAUUUGUUUGUUUUCUCACAUAAUUAUUGAUCCUCUUAUUGGUAUGCAAGAGAAUCAAAAUAGCCUAAAAUACGAAAAGCUGGAAAUAUUUAUAUUUAAAUAAUUUAAGUAUUUUUCAGAUGUAUUUGUUUUUGUUUUUUUUUUAAUGAUUGUUUAAAAUUAAUAUUUUUUUUCAAUUCAGUUCUAAUAGUAAAGUCAUUUUGUCCCCUUUUUUUAAGUUUUAAAAGUUUCAAUACACAUUCUGUGGUAAUGAUAAAUGUUUUGUUUUUGUUUCUCUAGUUUCUGAUGGUUUUCUGUUAAUUUCAUAUUUUCAGAUUUAAAUCAUGUCUGCCAAAACCGAACAAUCUGUUUAUUUUUAUUUUUUAAAUUAUAGUUUUGUUUGUUUAGGAAUGUCAUUUUCUUUGUAAUUUGAGUGUUUCACAUUUUUGUGAAGUGAUCACGAUCUUCUGUGAAGAACUUUUGUCUUAGCCAUUUUUCUACGGCAAAAUGAGCUACAAAAAUAAAAUGUUAAAAAAUAAUGCUUUUCAAACAGUGUGUGUUCCACGUGUUUUAUAGUGAAAAUUCCUGUUUCAUACACGUGUUAUUUGAAAGUGAAUCUGGAGCCAGUCAUCACAAUAAUUUAGCGAAGU
This is a messenger RNA of Onychostoma macrolepis, 2969 nucleotides long. Its product is annotated as ephrin A4. The coding region runs from base 493 to 1101 and encodes 202 amino acids. Gene Ontology annotation, molecular function: ephrin receptor binding. NCBI's taxonomy places the organism in Eukaryota, Metazoa, Chordata, Actinopteri, Cypriniformes, Cyprinidae. Gene Ontology annotation, biological process: ephrin receptor signaling pathway; axon guidance. The record is from RefSeq and is a predicted model, not a curated record. The transcript has 5 exons. Gene Ontology annotation, cellular component: plasma membrane.